Messenger RNA from Ilyonectria robusta, 607 nucleotides. Its product is annotated as putative kinase. Gene Ontology annotation, molecular function: kinase activity; ATP binding. The transcript has a single exon. Lineage: Eukaryota; Fungi; Ascomycota; Sordariomycetes; Hypocreales; Nectriaceae. The record is from RefSeq and is a predicted model, not a curated record. The coding region runs from base 55 to 537 and encodes 160 amino acids.
GAGCUUGCCCAUCAGUGCUCGCAAGAGUUACCACGGGAUGUGAUUCGAAUCUCCAUGGACGAUUUCCACCACCCAAAAAGUAUACGGUAUCGUCGAGGGAAAACUUCGCCGGAAGGGUUCUGGCUGGACAGCUACGACUACGACAGAUUCUUCGCAGACGUGGUCACGCCAUUAAGCCGCGGGGGUUCGCAACGGUACCGGAUGCGAAGCCAUGACAUCCUCAGUGACACGAUUCUAGAUGAGGAGCCUGUUCAUGAAGCGGCCCCAGCGUCCAUCGUCAUCGUCGACGGGAUCUUCUUGCAUCGGCCAGAACUAGCCGAUGUCUGGCACAUGUCGAUCUUCCUGGAUGUUUCUGCAGAGGUGUGCGCGGAUAGGAUGCUUACUCGAGACGGCGUCGCGACUGCGCUUGAGCCGAGCGCACGAUACUAUGGCGGUCAAGACAUGUACUUUAGAACUUGCCAACCGCAUGCUAAGGCUACUGUUCUGAUCGACAACUCUGUAUUAGAUUCCCCGGUGCUAAAAGCACGACAAAACUAAUCCGGAAGAAUUACCAUAUGGGCCCGUGUGAGGGAUUUCGGCAUAUAGAACGUUUAUCGCUUGUAUGAGU